ACAGACGUCGCUUGCAUGCGAUGCGCAAGGGAACCGCCGCCCUCAAGCGUCAGCAGGUGGCGCAGCUGCGCCAGCACCACCAGCAGCUGCUGGCCGCCGCCCCGGAGCUCGCACUGGCCUCCUCCUCGCGCCUGGCUGCGGCCCUGAUCUCGUCGGCGGUGGCCCUGAGCGCCUCGUCCUCGAGCCUUGUAAAUAAUCAUCACCACGGCCAUAUGCAGCAGCCGCCACAGGCGCGCCAUCACCAUCAUCCGGCAACAUCUCACAGGCAUCAUCACCAUCACCACCACCACUCACAUCACCACUCGCACCAUCAUCAUCAGUGUCGCUCGAAACGCAAACUGCAGAAAUUGUAUUAUACGCUUUGCCGUUAGAUCUGUAACUUAACUAUAUCUAUGUAUACUUGUAUGAGAGAAUGUUUCUUAGAACCACCAGCAUCAUCAGCACCUAGCCUAAGUCGAUUCACGCCUGUCACGACCCCUAUUAUAUGUCCAGAGCUUCGUACCUCCUAUUUGUAUAUGUAUUUAUUUAUUCCAAUUUUUUUCGUAUUCCUACGCAUCUCAUUUUCGUAAUUGUCCCCAAACUGAAAGAACAAUCUCAUCAGUGCAAUAAUAUACAUACAUCUUAUAAUGUAUAUUGAUAUAUAUAUAUAUUGAUAUGCUGAUUUUAAAAUCAUCUCUUAUUUUAUACAAACACUCCAAUCUAUUUAUUUGUAAUUGAAAAAGAUUUUGUGAUUUGCGCACAUGAUAUGAACUUCGCAGAGCAUCCACUGUAAUUGUAGCGUGUCUCAAGCAAUUUUCGUUUUAAGUACCCCAAGGAAUUUAUAUAUCACCCGCACAGACGCAUUAACCUAACCAACCCGAACACACACCCCACAAAGCCCUCUGAUUAAGUAUUACUUAGCGUAUGUAAGCCUUACUUUAAGUUGCAACUGGCAAGAAAACCACAACAAAAUGUACUUUACUUAGGCCGAUCCUCAGUUUCGAUCGCGAACUGGGAUCAAAGUAUCAAAUUUGUGAGACGAGAAUCCGCAAUAGCAAUAUUCUCGUCCAGGCAUAGUAUACGUAGUUUUAUCUGAUUGUGCUGGGCAAGUCAAUGAAGUAGAGCUGUAAAAAAUCUAUGGUACUAUCGAUAAUAUCGAUUGUAUUUCGAUAAUAUUAAUAGUACUAUCGAUUAUAUCGCGAUAGUAUUACAAAAAUGGUGCUACCAUCGAUGUUUUUGCAGCUAUAGAAUAAAGUACUCAAUGCGAAUAAAGUGAAUAUUGCCAAGUCA
This is a messenger RNA of Drosophila suzukii, 1269 nucleotides long. Its product is annotated as lateral signaling target protein 2 homolog. The record is from RefSeq and is a predicted model, not a curated record. NCBI's taxonomy places the organism in Eukaryota, Metazoa, Arthropoda, Insecta, Diptera, Drosophilidae.